This is a messenger RNA of Hibiscus syriacus, 1170 nucleotides long. Its product is annotated as G-type lectin S-receptor-like serine/threonine-protein kinase At4g27290. The coding region runs from base 1 to 1170 and encodes 389 amino acids. The record is from RefSeq and is a predicted model, not a curated record. The transcript is spliced from 3 exons. Lineage: Eukaryota; Viridiplantae; Streptophyta; Magnoliopsida; Malvales; Malvaceae. Gene Ontology annotation, biological process: recognition of pollen.
AUGCCGAAACGGGUUUCAGGCUCAUACUAUGCUUCUGCUGCCGAUACCUUAGCUCCAGCUCAAUCACUCAGAAAUGGCAGCACCUUGGUUUCUCCUGGUCAAAUAUUCGAACUAGGCUUCUUUUCACCUGGUGAAUCCAAAAAAUAUUACUUGGGAAUAUGGUAUAAAAGGCUUACUGAUACUGUUGUAUGGGUUGGUAAUAGAGAAAAUCCAGUUAUAGAUUCACACGCAUUUCUUAAUAUUUCCAGCACUGGUUAUCUUCUUAUCUUUGAUGGCCAAAACACUAUGAUUUGGUCCCCUAAUUCAUCUAGAUCAGCAAACAAUCCGGUUGCUCAAUUGUUGGAUUCGGGUAAUUUGGUUGUUAAAGAUGGGGAUACCGAUGAAGAUACAGAAAGCUACUUGUGGGAAAGUUCUGAUUUUCCAUCGGAUACUAAAUUGGCAGGGAUGAAGCUAGGAAGGAACUUGAAAACCGGCUUUCUUCUUCGUGACGGGAUGAAGGAGAGGUUUCGAGUUGGUCCAUGGAAUGGAAUUAGCUUUAGUGGUCUUCCGGUACAGGUAAGCCCUCUUAUUGUUCACGUUGUUGUUGCUAAUACAGAGGAGGUUUACCAUACGUAUGAAGUGACGGACAAAUCUGUUAUCACGAGAUUUACAUUGAACGAAUCCGGUUUGCUUGAACGCCUCGUGUUGUAUGAGAACACCAGUGAAUGGACCAACUUGUUUACACUGCAGAAUGAUAUGUGUGAUGAUUAUGCACGGUGCGGCCCUAAUGGAGUCUGUAAGAUUAAUCAAAGGCCAAUCUGUGAAUGCUUGGAAGGAUUUGUUCCGAGAUCGGAACGCGAGUGGCGAGUACUCAAUUGGACAGGUGGAUGUGUAAGGAGCACUCCAUUAGACUGCCGGAAGAGACAGGGAUUCCUGCAAAUUGAGAAUGUGAAAUUUCCAGACCUAUUGGACUUCAAGUUAGACGAAAGGUUGAACCUUGAGUACUGCAGGGCCGAGUGCUUGAAGAAUUGUUCGUGUACAGCAUAUGCUAAAUCGAACCACAACGAAAGUGGAUGUUUAAUGUGGUUCGGAGCACUUGUAGAUAUCCGAGAGUUCGUUGCAGAACAAUUCGAGCAAAAUAUCUAUGUCCGGUUGCCUGCUUCAGAAUUAGGUAAGUAUAAAAAAUUAUAA